This is a messenger RNA of Sardina pilchardus (European sardine), 4127 nucleotides long. It is a transcript of the gene gata3, whose product is annotated as GATA binding protein 3. NCBI's taxonomy places the organism in Eukaryota, Metazoa, Chordata, Actinopteri, Clupeiformes, Clupeidae. Gene Ontology annotation, molecular function: zinc ion binding; DNA-binding transcription factor activity, RNA polymerase II-specific; RNA polymerase II cis-regulatory region sequence-specific DNA binding. The transcript has 6 exons. Gene Ontology annotation, biological process: immune system development; negative regulation of transcription by RNA polymerase II; regulation of epithelial cell differentiation. Gene Ontology annotation, cellular component: nucleus. The record is from RefSeq and is a predicted model, not a curated record. Bases 764 to 2095 code for a protein of 443 amino acids.
GAGAGAGAGAGAGAGGGGGAGAGAGAGAUCUGGGCUGCAGUUCCUGGUCAUCUUUCGCUGGCCCACUUUAUUCAAUUAUGCCGGGCGGCCACACAGGCCCCUCCCCUCGCUGAUGACACCGGCAGACCCUCCUUAAGUUGCGUCGCGCCACAGCUGUCUACGAACACUGAGCUGACUGGCGCCAUCCUGAAAGAAUGCCUUCACUGUAAAAAAACACAGAGCCAGAGAGAGAGAGAGACAGAGAGCGAGAGAGGGAGGGAGAGAACUGCACUGCCGGGACGGAGAGAGUUCAGAGUGACUGAGAGAGAAAGAGAGAGAGAGAGAGCGAGAGGGAGGGAGGGAAGUAUAGAGAGAGAGCGAGAGAGUAGGGGAGAGGGGUUGCCGCUCCUGCGCAUAAACAGAGAUUUGAUCUGCGAGUUAAAGUUCGGUGCAACUCAGUGUGCAGAGAAGGCAUCCAUACCCACGGCCGAGCGACACUGUAAACACACCGGGUACUUGUUGAGUCGCCUGAACAAUUUUGGAAGUUUGUAAAGUGGGAAAAGUUGAGGAACUUUUAGCGGAACUGGAUAUGAACCUUGGACUUUCAUGACGACUAUCGGUAUCAGCGAUAUUUUUCUUAAAUGUGAUCGAAGGUAUAUCGCCUAUCAACGGACACCUUUGGAUUUAACGAAGCAGGACUUUUUUGGGACAGAUAUAUUUUUUCUUUCCUUGUGUCGUUUCGGUCCUCUCCAGUGUGUAUGAACGUUUGUUAAGAAAAAAAGCGAUGGAAGUAAGCGCGGACCAACCCCGAUGGAUGAGCCAUCACCACCCGGCGGUAAUUAACGGGCAGCAUCCCGACUCCCACCACCCAGGCCUCGGCCACUCUUACGUGGACCCGUCGCAGUAUCCCCUCGCUGAAGAUGUGGAUGUACUGUUUAAUAUCGAUGGACAGCCCAAUCACGUUUCGUCGUACUACGGGAACUCGGUGCGGGCCGUGCAGAGAUAUCCACCGCCGCCACACAGUAGUCAGGUAUGUCGCCCGUCCUUACUCCACGGAUCUCUGCCCUGGCUCGAUGGCAGCAAAGGCAUCGGCCCUCAUCACAGCUCUUCGCCGUGGAACUUGAGCCCUUUCCCCAAGACCUCGCUGCACCAUGGUUCCCCCGGGGGCCUGCCAGUCUACCCCCCGGCCUCGUCCUCCUCCCUGUCCGGAGGGCACUCCAGUCCGCACCUCUUUACCUUCCCCCCGACUCCUCCCAAAGACGUGUCCCCGGACCCCGGCAUCUCCACGGGCUCAGGCGGGUCUGUGCGCCCGGAGGAUAAAGAAUGCAUUAAGUACCAAGUGUCCCUGGCCGAGAGCAUGAAACUGGAGUCCCAUAGUCGAAGCAUGGCAUCAAUCGGAGCGGGUGGCUCUUCCGCCCAUCAUCACCCCAUCGCCACUUACCCAUCCUAUGUGUCCGAUUACGGCCCAGGCCUCUUCCCACCCAGUAGCCUCAUAGGUGGGUCUACUUCUAGUUAUGGUUCCAAAACAAGACCAAAAACAAGGUCAUGUUCAGAAGGUAGAGAGUGCGUUAACUGCGGAGCCACUUCCACACCGCUGUGGCGACGGGACGGCACCGGGCACUAUUUGUGUAACGCCUGCGGCCUCUAUCACAAGAUGAACGGGCAGAAUAGGCCCCUGAUCAAACCCAAGAGGAGGCUGUCUGCCGCCCGAAGAGCAGGGACCUCAUGCGCGAACUGUCAAACGACCACUACGACGCUGUGGCGGAGAAACGCCAACGGGGAUCCCGUCUGCAACGCGUGCGGGCUUUACUUCAAACUGCACAAUAUCAACCGGCCACUCACCAUGAAGAAGGAGGGCAUCCAGACCAGGAACAGGAAGAUGUCCAGCAAGUCCAAGAAGAGUAAAAAAUCUCACGAGAGCAUGGACGACUUCUCCAAGUCGCUGAUGGAGAAGAGCAGCUCGUUCAGUCCGGCGGCGCUCUCCCGCCACAUGUCCUCCUUCCCGCCCUUCUCCCACUCCGGUCACAUGCUCAGCACCCCCACGCCCAUGCACCCGUCGUCCAGCCUGCCCUUCGCCCCGCACCACCCCUCCAGUAUGGUCACCGCCAUGGGCUAGACCACGCUGACCCCCCCCCCCCCCCACCCCCCCCCCGACACACACACACACACAGAGACACAUACACACACAUGCACGCACACACACACAUGCUCUCCUAGCACAAUACACACACACACAGAUACACACACUCUGCGGGCACCCCCAACGCAGUGAACCCCUCAACGUCGCCCCCCACCCCCUCCCCCCUCCCGAUAAAAACCUGACCCCGCAAAGGAAGAAGAACCAUCCGGAACCUACAGCAGCCUGGCGGUGCGUCGCGUCGUGUCGUGAUGUGACGUGUCGGCCAGUGAGCUCCAGAAAAGCCUCCCUCCGCCUCUGCGUCUCAGAAGUGACUCCUUUUUGAGAGACAAAAACAAACAAACAAACAAAGACAACAACUUCUGUGACCUCUUGAACUUUGAGCUCCUUCUUCUGCGUCUUUUUGAGAAGAACGAUCGAGCGAGCGAAGGAAAGGAAAAAAGAUUGAAAGAAAAGACUUUAUGAAAGCAAGCGAGAAAAAAAGGACGACUCUACUCCUCGACACACACACACCUCCCUCCCCCACCAGACCUGCUCUCCUGCCUGCCUGCCUGCCUGCGUCCAGCCGUGUACCACCAACUAGCAGAAACACACACACACACACACACACACACACACGGCCUGGACGGAGAGACAGAUUCUCACGCACACAUACCGAAACACACACAUACACACACACACACACACACACACACACACACGCGGAGACACCUAUGAAUGGUCCUCACCAAGUUCUGCAGGAUUGCUCUUGUGGGGAAAAAGACUAUUAAAAGAGAGGCAUGGAUGGAGAGAUGAAGAGAUGAAGAAAAAGAGAAGGAGAGAGAGAAAGAGAGAGAGAGAGAGAGAAAGAGGGAGAUGCAAAGAGACUAUUGCUUGGUUCUGAUGUUGGUUUGACCCCCCCCCCCCCCCACGAUCCCACCACUCUGACGUGACUGUUUGUUCUGUGACCUGGAAGCCCUAGCGUACUGUACAGAAGCCAUUCCCCACCCACAGAACCCACCGGAACCCGACGGAACCCAACGAAACCGUAGAUAUGACCUCUGACCUCUGAACUCAUCAUAAACGGACUGAUAUGCUACCCCACCCCUCCUCCUUACCUCCACACACACACACACACACACACACACACACUCGUGUCCCUGUGCUAGUGUCCCUUAUGCCCUUACCCCCCCCCACCCCAACACACACCUCUCCCCUCCCCCCUACCCGUGCUGUGAAAAGACAUAAGGAAAAAUGAACUUUGAAUAUAUUUGUACAAAUUGUAUGAAAUACAUCACAUUUAAUGAAGACAUUUUUAAUUAAAAAAUGGAAAAAAAAACAUUGCGACAUAAAUGCCCGAGGGCAGCUAACGAUAAGGGUACGUGUUAGUGAGAGGGAGGAGGAGGAGGAGGAGGAGGAGGAGGAGGAGGAGAGGAAGAGCAGAGAGGGAGCGGGAAAAGAGCGACUUGUUUAAAGAUGACGUUGUCUUUCUGUUGGCUGCAUUAAGCUUGCAGAGUGGUUCUACUAAAACCCACUGCACUGCAAGAGGCUGUUUAGGAUGUGAUAUAUAUGUCUCGGCCAAUGGGUUUACAUGUGUUCACAUGCUCAGUGCUCCUCACACACACACACACACACACACAUUUUGUCUCACACACAUACACACGCAAACACCCAUUACACAGAAAUACAUAUACAUGCAAUGUACUGUCACCCACAGACACACACAGACACACAGACACACACACACACACACUCCUGCUCAGCUGAGACCUUUCUUCUGGCCCUCCCCCCCACAGGUUAUAUGCAUUGUGAAAUAAGUCUCCUGUAUUUGUUAUUUGUAUGUAUAAUUGAGAGUACCAAAAAACACGAAAGAAACAAAGAUGUAGAAUUAUUUCUCUAUGUAAUUGCGGACUGAAUGGGUGUACAAAUUUAUUAAUCACUAGUGUAAAGACAAACUGCUUUUUUUUGUUUCGUAAUUUUUUCCCUCUCUUUGAAAAAUAAUAAACUAGUCUAAUCUGUUGACAUCGAUAAA